UUUACCUUCUAACAAUGUCAGGCACGUCCACAGCUGGCCCAUGACGUAGCCACGGCGUCUGUUGUCAAAAGAGAAAAUAUGGCGUCGGUAUCAGAAAUGUACGAUGUGGGUUGGGAAGAGAUGAGAGACAAGCUGCGUAAAUGGAGAGACGAUAACUGCAGAAAUAGUGAACAAACUGUGGAUGUUGGCGAAGAGCUGAUCAAUGAACAUGCAUCAAAACUGGGAGAUGACAUAUGGAUUAUUUAUGAGCAGGUGAUGAUUGCAGCGCUGGACUGCAGUCGGGAUGACUUGGCUCUGAACUGUCUACAGGAACUGAGGAAGCAGUUUCCAGAUAGCCACAGAGUGAAGCGAUUAUCAGGCAUGAGGCUGGAGGCUUUGGAAAGGUACGACGAGGCCAGCAAGCAUUAUGAUGCCAUUCUCCUAGACGACCCCACCAAUACGGCAGCAAGGAAGCGCAAGAUCUCCAUACUGAAGGCCCAGGGGAAGAGCGCUGAAGCCAUACGGGAGCUCAAUGAGUAUCUGGAGCAGUUUGUUGGGGACCAAGAAGCGUGGCAUGAGUUGUCAGAGCUCUACAUCAACGAACACGACUAUGGAAAAGCCGCGUUUUGCCUGGAGGAGCUGAUGAUGACCAAUCCUCACAAUCACUUGUACUGUGAGCAGUACGCUGAGGUGAAGUACACUCAGGGGGGGCUGGAAAACCUGGAGCUGUCCAGAAAGUAUUUUGCCCAGGCGCUGAGGCUGAACAACCGAAACAUGAGGGCAUUGUUUGGUCUGUACAUGUCUGCAAGUCACAUCGCUGCAAGUCCAAAAGUCAGUGCCAAGGUGAAGAAGGACAAUAUGAAGUACGCUGCCUGGGCUGCCGCUCAAAUAAAUAGAGCCUAUAAGAUGGCCGGCCGCGGGACCAAGGAGAACAAAUGCUCCAUGAAGACGGUGGAGGAGAUGCUGGAGUCCAUGCAGAUCACCAUGUCGUAGACUCCCUCGCCUUCCUUCCAGCCUCCUCUUCACGCACAGCCACUCGGAGCAACACGGCAGCUCUAAUAGCCUUGCAAUGUGACCACAACCGGAUCUUUAACUGAUCCCUUUCUUUUCUUCUUUAUCCCUUCAAGUUUGGCUCUGUAAUUGAUUGAACUCGACACGGACGAUGGAAGACAUUUGCUUCCCUCAAGUGCAAAUAUUUCCCCCACCCAUCUGGAACUCACAACAGCAAAGUACUCCCAUUUAUUUAAGCAUGUUCUACUUAGUAUUAACCCAGCUGUGGAUUAUUUUAUCCAUCCCCAUCCUAUGCUGUCUUUUAGGUUCCGUCUCUUAACUGAUAUCACUAAUUAGCACAUCAAGGCUAUUAACCAUGUGACCACGUGUAACAAGCUGUACAAAAAAAGCUAUUUAUAAAGACAAUGUGGAGAUCCCACCUGUCUGCACUGAGGUCCUUUACUGUUUCCGUCUGUAAAUGAAACAUCUUUAUCUAUCAAAA
Cottoperca gobio is the source of this 1471-nucleotide messenger RNA. RefSeq names its product ER membrane protein complex subunit 2 (gene emc2). Lineage: Eukaryota; Metazoa; Chordata; Actinopteri; Perciformes; Bovichtidae. Gene Ontology annotation, molecular function: protein binding. The transcript is spliced from 11 exons. Bases 79 to 972 code for a protein of 297 amino acids. The record is from RefSeq and is a predicted model, not a curated record.